AUGCAGCCGCUCUACCGGCAGCGCGGCGCGGACUUCUGGGCGAACCCGCAGCGACACUUUGACCUGCGCAUGGGCGCGGUGACAGGCUGCCCAGAUGAGGACGUGCUGGUCAUCACGGAGACCUUGGUGCUCGCGCACUGGAAGGUGCAGUGGAGUGCGUGA
This is a messenger RNA of Sparassis crispa, 162 nucleotides long. RefSeq lists its product as hypothetical. The transcript has a single exon. NCBI's taxonomy places the organism in Eukaryota, Fungi, Basidiomycota, Agaricomycetes, Polyporales, Sparassidaceae. The record is from RefSeq and is a predicted model, not a curated record. Bases 1 to 162 code for a protein of 53 amino acids.